Lotus japonicus is the source of this 1467-nucleotide messenger RNA. RefSeq names its product protein CDC73 homolog. The coding region runs from base 42 to 1220 and encodes 392 amino acids. Gene Ontology annotation, cellular component: Cdc73/Paf1 complex. The record is from RefSeq and is a predicted model, not a curated record. Gene Ontology annotation, biological process: positive regulation of transcription elongation by RNA polymerase II; transcription elongation by RNA polymerase II. Gene Ontology annotation, molecular function: RNA polymerase II complex binding. NCBI's taxonomy places the organism in Eukaryota, Viridiplantae, Streptophyta, Magnoliopsida, Fabales, Fabaceae. The transcript is spliced from 3 exons.
GUGAAGGGAAACAACGAGGUGAGACAAUCGACGAGGUGAGAAUGGAUCCACUGUCAGCUCUGAGAGAGUUCACGAUGAGAGGGGAGCUCGACAAGAUUGUCAAACUCAACGGCGAGUUCCGCUUCGGCGAGGAGUAUUCCUUCCCUUGCUCCGUCGAGACGGCGUACCGCUCAACCAAAGGUAACCGCUACACCCUCGAAACCCUAGUCCACUAUGUGAAGAACCACCACCUCAAACACACUGAGUAUUUCCAGAACACCUUCGCACUCGGCAUCCCCUCCGUCACACUCCCUGAUCGGAAACCCAUCCUCCACUACCUCCAAGGCACCCUCGCUUCCACCGAUUCCAUCGAGUACCGCCCUGAAGACCCUUCCUUCGCCCCCACUCCCAUCAUCCCCUCCAUCCCCAUCUCCCUUGACCAGCCCCCAAACAAACCCGACGACACCGAAAUUGAUUUCAUGGCGUUGAUUAGGGCCGCUGAGAAGCCGCUCAAGGAUCGGGAGUCUCUUCUCGAGUGUAAGAAUCGCGACUUCUACAGCGUCCUCGUCGCCGCCACCAAGCGCGAGGAGGAGCGCCAGAGGAUUGAGUCGCACCAGAGGAAGGAUGGCCUCGUCGCCAAGAGUCGGUUAAUGGGUGGCGACGAUAGGGGUGGAGGGUUUGGGGAUGAUUUGGGGUAUGACCCAAACCCUAAACCUAAGAUGCAUUUGAAGGGUUCUAAGAUUGGGGAAGGGGUUCCGAUUAUCUUGGUCCCAAGUGCGUUUCAGACGCUGAUUACUAUCUACAAUGUGAAGGAGUUUUUGGAGGAUGGGAUUUAUAUUCCCACUGAUGUUAAGGUUAAGCAGAUGAAAGGUACCAGGCCUGACUGUGUCACUGUGCAGAAGAAGCUUAGCAGAGACAGGGUUGUUGCUGCUUAUGAAGUGAGGGAUAAGCCUUCUACUCUUAAACCAGAAGACUGGGAUCGUGUGGUUGCUGUGUUCGUCUUGGGGAAGGAGUGGCAGUUUAAGGAAUGGCCUUUCAAGGAUCAUGUUGAGAUUUUUAAUAAAAUUAUUGGAUUUUUCAUACGUUUUGAAGACGAUAGUAUGGAGUCAGUUAAGACUGUGAAGCAGUGGAAUGUAAAGAUUAUCUCGAUUAGCAAAAACAAGCGACACCAGGACAGGGCCGCAGCAUUGGACGUGUGGGAUAGGCUAGAAGAAUUUGUACGGUCACGAUCACAUUCUUGAUCUUAGUACUGUAUUUAGAGGCCACUGUAUGUAAUUUAUUUUUUUUAAGCUCCUCACAUCAGAAUGUUACAAUUUUGCUGUCUUGCUUUAUCAGAUGAUAUGAGAUAUAAGUGAUUCCAACUUCCCAUAGUAGAUUUUUUGUACUAUGAGUUUAGUACAUGGACUGAUAUCCUUUGUGCUUGGAAGACUUAUAUGCUGAUGCUCCAUAGAAUUGAUGGAAUACAAUUGUAACAAAGUUUUAGAGUUA